AUGGCAAUAGCUUCUUCAUGUUCCAGUGCAACUUCAUUCUUGCACUUCUCCUUUUCCCUUUCCCUCUCUCUUCUCUUCUUCUCCGCAACGUCGUCAACUGACACAAUCUACGCUGAAAGUUCUCUGUCCGGCAACCAGACCAUCACCUCCGGAGGCGGCAGGUUCGUGCUUGGCUUUUUCACGCCACCAGGCAGCACCGGCACGACCUCCUUCAACUACUACAUCGGCAUCUGGUACGAUACGAUUUCUGUAGUCACCCCGGUGUGGGUGGCCAACAGAGCCACUCCAGUCACCGACCCAACCGCGUCGGAGCUUAAGAUCUCUGACGAUGGCAAUCUCAUCAUCCUCAACCAGUUCAAAUCCAUCAUAUGGUCGACCAACGUCACCACCAUCCCAUCCUCCAACUCCACAAUCGUCGCGGUCAUCCUUGACACGGGUAAUCUCCAGCUCAGGGAUGAAUCCAACUCCUCUCUCAUCUUCUGGCAGAGCUUCGAUCACCCCACCGACACUUGGCUUCCCGGCGCCAAGAUCGGGUUCAACAAGCUCACCAGCACGCCUCAACGCCUCACUUCCUGGAAGAACAAAGUUGACCCUUCUCCUGGACUCUUCACUCUCCAGAGCGAUCCAACCGGCGCAACCUCUCAGUAUUUGCUUUUCUGGAAUUUGUCGAAGGAAUAUUGGGCCAGCGGAAUCUGGGACGGACACGUCUUCACUUCUGUCCCGGAGAUGACCUGGAGAGGCAUCGUCAACUUCGCUUUCACCAACAACACCGAGGAGAGCUAUUUCAUCUACACUUCCAAUGAUCCCAACCUCAAGAUUAGAUUUGUCUUCGAUUAUGAGUCCGGCCAGAUGCUCGUUUUGACGUGGAUGGAGAAUACAAUAUCAUGGAUGCUCUGCUGGGCUAUGCCCAAGUUUAGCUGUUCGGUGUAUGCUAGCUGCGGACCUUUCGGUAGCUGCAGUGAUAUCAGCAGGCCUUCUUGCACUUGUGCCAGGGGUUACAGAGUGAUGUUCCAGAACGAGUGGGAUUUGGGUGACAGAAGAGCAGGCUGCCAGAGGAUCACUCCUUUCCAAUGCGAACAAAACACCAACAAUAAUGAGAAAGAUGGAUUCUUUGAGAUGCCAAACGUUAAGCUGCCUGAUAACCCCAACACUGCGGUCAAGGUCGGGAGUAGGGAAGGCUGCGAGUUGGUUUGCAUGAGUAAUUGCUCCUGCAAUGCUUAUUCCUACAACGGUAGUGGCUGCUUUGUUUGGCAUGGAGGGUUGCUGAAUCUGCAAGAACAAUAUGAUCAAUCCGAUGCAGGCACUCUUUACCUGCGCUUGGCUGCCUCGGAGUUGCAAUCUUCUGAAAGAGACAAGAAGAGAGUGGCAAGUUGGGUUAUCAUCGGUUCCAUUGUCCUGGCCAUCUUGUUUACUUGCGUUCCUGCCACUUUGAUUGUGAUAAAGAAGCGAGAAAGUAGGCGGAUGAUUGAGAAAGCAAAGGCUAUGCAGAGUCGUCUCGUCUCGUUCACAUACACUGAGCUGCAACAAGCCACACGGAAGUUCUCAACGAAGCUCGGGGGAGGAGGCUUUGGAUCAGUGUUCAAAGGCACAUUGCCGGGGUCUAAUUAUAUCGCUGUGAAGAAGCUUGAGGGCCUUUGCCAAGGCGAGAAGCAAUUCCGAGCGGAGGUGAGCACACUAGGAGCCAUUCAACAUGUAAACCUCAUUAGGCUAAUAGGAUUUUGCUCUCAAGGGACCAAGAAGUUGUUGGUCUAUGAGUUCAUGCCAAUCGGUUCCUUAGCUGAUCAACUUUUUCUUAGCAACUCGAAUGUACUAGACUGGAAAACAAGAUAUCAAAUUGCUACCGGAACUGCAAGAGGAUUAGCCUAUCUCCAUGAGCAAUGCAGAGACAGCAUCAUACAUUGUGACAUUAAGCCAGAGAACAUACUGUUGGACGAUGCACUUGUGCCAAAGGUAGCUGAUUUUGGUCUAGCAAAGCUUGUCGGAAGGAACUUUAGCAAAGUUCUCACAACUAUUCGAGGAAGUAGAGGGUACAUCGCGCCUGAAUGGAUUUGGGGUAUGCCCAUCACUACAAAAGUAGACGUUUACAGCUACGGAAUGAUGUUGUUCGAGAUCAUAUCAGGAAAGAGAAACCUCAUGCACACCGGAGAAAGUAGUUUUGAGUUCUUCCCCUUAGUCGCAACGAACAAACUCGUAAUCGGAGAUGUCAAAAGCUUGAUAGAUCAAAGGUUAGAGGGUAAAGUCAACUUAGAAGAGUUUGAAAUAGCUUGUAAACUUGCUUGCUGGUGCAUUCAAGAUGACGAGAGUUCGAGGCCAACCAUGAGUCAAAUUGUUCAAGCUCUAGAGGGCAAUCUAGAUGUUGGCAUUCCUCCUGCUCCAAGGUCUCUUGGAGCCCUAAACGUGUCAUGAGCCAAGAGCAUCAAUUCCUCUAGCUCACAUCAGCACUAAGGAUUAUUGUGCCACUUCAACUAGUCCUCAGAUAAGGAGUUCUGCAACUUAAAUCCUGUUUAAGUUCCAAUAAAACCAGGAGAAAGAGUUGCAGUGAGUUCCUUUUUUAUUUAUUUAUUUUUUAUUUUUUUGUAUUUGAACUUUAAAUCUGCAUG
This is a messenger RNA of Zingiber officinale, 2600 nucleotides long. Its product is annotated as G-type lectin S-receptor-like serine/threonine-protein kinase At2g19130. The record is from RefSeq and is a predicted model, not a curated record. Gene Ontology annotation, biological process: recognition of pollen; protein phosphorylation. The coding region runs from base 1 to 2406 and encodes 801 amino acids. Gene Ontology annotation, molecular function: ATP binding; protein serine/threonine kinase activity. The transcript has a single exon. Lineage: Eukaryota; Viridiplantae; Streptophyta; Magnoliopsida; Zingiberales; Zingiberaceae.